AUGGGGAAGAACGAUAGUUCCAGCAGGCAAGAGAGCAGUGCAUCUGCUACGCUUCUACGUUCAAGUGUAGAUUCUGGCACAUUUAGUGACGUGAAUAAUUCUUUGCCUCACUCGCACCAACACUCGAAUACAUUUGCCGGGCCUCCAGUGGAGUCGUUGGGAGGAAUCGAUCCAGCUGAGUGCCCUGUAGCAGCAAACAACUACGAUGUGAAAGCAACGACGACAGGCUAUGAAUUACAACUGCCUGAAAUUAACGAAGCCUGUGAGCCAGAAGAAGAAUCGCUUGUUCCGUUUGACAGAAGACCGUCAUACCUGCAAAUAUCCCGUCGCCUCAAAAGAAUUCGCGUCUUGCCCGCCUUGCUCGCCUGCUUUUCUUCGCUAGUUGUCACUACUGCUAUAUGCGGAACAGAGAUUGCAAUCAGAGCCGUGGAUAUAUCCUCGUCUUUAGCCCUGUUAUGUUCUUCAGUCGUUGCUUGCAUGUUAGCCGCCUUCGCCGCUCACAAGAAAAGUCAUGUCCUUCUUGUUGGCCUCGUGAUGCUAGAGGUUCUCUUUACUUUGUACUCAACAGCAUUUGCGGCUGUUGGUCUAGUUAAUGUGGGGCUACUACGCAAGCGCCAAGAAAUUUUGGAGCAAGAUGACACAAUGCAGGCAGAGCAGCGAGAAAACGCCUUGAAGAUUGCUCAACGCAUGCUAACUGAGCAGGCAAUUUUUGCUGGUUUGUAUUUCUUCCUUGCAGCAGCGCAUUGCUGUGCUGCAGCUUCAGUGAAUCAUCUGCGUGCUGCUGUCAGGCCAUUCGACAGCCGUCUAAGAAGAAAGCGCCAAAGAGCAAGAGCUAUGGAGAAGCUAAACGUGCGGCCUCCCCCACGGGAAGAAGAAGCAAAAGGAGCCGUAGACCGAGGAACCAAGGCAGAGAACUUUUCGAACGACUUGCAACAGUUGCACUUCAACGGGGUAAGCCAGGAUGGGACGCCUCCUAGCCAUGAUUCUCACUCUGUCGAAGCCGGAGAAGUUGCCGAGCUGGAGUCGGCCAGGAACACUGCAAGCAGUGCUCAGAGAAGUAGCUCCUCCAGUGGUACGACGAGCCCUCAAAUGACACAGGAGAGCUCAGCUAAAAUUGUGGAAGACAAUCACACCAUUGCAUAA
This is a messenger RNA of Eimeria mitis, 1143 nucleotides long. RefSeq lists its product as uncharacterized. The transcript has a single exon. Bases 1 to 1143 code for a protein of 380 amino acids. The record is from RefSeq and is a predicted model, not a curated record. NCBI's taxonomy places the organism in Eukaryota, Apicomplexa, Conoidasida, Eucoccidiorida, Eimeriidae.